Messenger RNA from Acyrthosiphon pisum (pea aphid), 719 nucleotides. RefSeq lists its product as uncharacterized. Bases 218 to 631 code for a protein of 137 amino acids. The record is from RefSeq and is a predicted model, not a curated record. The transcript has 5 exons. Lineage: Eukaryota; Metazoa; Arthropoda; Insecta; Hemiptera; Aphididae.
GGUGUCGUAUACAAUCCAAGACUGAGUGAUCGAGGCUACCCACAUCCAUUGAUCGAGUUCAUUUUUCUAAGUUCCAAGUGCAUACAAUACAGAUAACUGUCUACUGAUAAGGCUAACUUCAAUAUCCGACCUGUUAAAUUGGUCUUGGUGGUUGCACUUGUAUUAACUAUUUUACUUGAUUUUUAAUAAUAAUAAAUACACUACCUACGUUUUAAAAAUGCAUAAGUGUAUAGUGUGCAAUAAUAAAUCGGAUAACACCAAAAUCAAUCGUCCAGUAGUUCGUUUUCAUCGAUUUCACAAGAAUGAACAUACAAAAAGAAAAUGGCUCAAAGCUAUAGGAAUUGACCGCUGUCAUGAAUGGCAAUGUGUAUGUAGUGAUCAUUUUUUAGAAGAAAAUUAUAAGCGAAGAUAUUGUGGAAUUUUAUUACGUAACGCUAUUCCCCAACCUUAUGAUCGAAAUGGUUUUCCUUCAAAUUAUGCUACUCAAAGUAAUGAUGUUGAAACUGGAAAUAAUGUAAUUUUACCAAUGGAAACAAAUAUUAUAAGAGAGGAACAUAUUGAAAAUGCUGCUGUAUAUAAUUUUAAUUCACCAGGACGGACUUCUAGGCUUACUAGAAACAAUGAGGAGUAGUUGAUUGGUGAAAAGAAAAAAACUCUUUCAGAACUGAGAAGAACAAUGGCUUUAUAACUUUUUUAUGUGAAUUCUGCUUAUAACAUAA